Cyphellophora europaea CBS 101466 is the source of this 1788-nucleotide messenger RNA. RefSeq lists its product as uncharacterized. NCBI's taxonomy places the organism in Eukaryota, Fungi, Ascomycota, Eurotiomycetes, Chaetothyriales, Cyphellophoraceae. The transcript has a single exon. The record is from RefSeq and is a predicted model, not a curated record. The coding region runs from base 1 to 1788 and encodes 595 amino acids.
AUGUCGACGGCCUCAGCGGGCAGGAAGAGAAUUAUCGUGUGCUGUGAUGGCACGUGGAUGGACUCUGACGGCCAGUAUCAGAUCCCCUCCAACGUGACUCGCAUCGCUCGCGCCAUCAAGCCUGUCGGUGUGGAUCAAAAUGGCGACAGCAUCCCUCAAAUCAUCUUCUAUCAGAACGGAGUUGGGACGGGAUCGCGGUCCCUCUGGGUCAAGUACGUUGGUGGCGCGACAGGUGAGGGCCUGGGGACAAACAUCCGGGAAGCCUACUCUUUCAUCUGCCAGAACUACAAUGACGGGGACGAGAUCUUCAUCAUUGGCUUCUCCCGGGGCGCGUUCACAGCGCGCUCCAUUUCAUCUCUGAUCCGCGCGAUUGGGCUGUUGACGUCGACCGGCUUGGAGAACUUCGAUUCCAUAUUCGAGGAUUGGCAGAACCAACUUAAGCCGGACUGGAGGACCAAGUACCCGGACUAUCCGUGGCCCGGUCAUGUGCCACCAGUUGACGCACCAGAGUAUCAGCGCAAAAUGCUGGAGCUCGAGCUUACGAGGCCGGAUAUCCCGGUGAAAGCAGUCGCCGUUUGGGACACGGUUGGCGGUCUCGGAAUUCCCAUGAUCGGUCUGCUGCCACAGCCGCCGUCAACGGACUUUUCAUUCGUCAAUACCCGGGUCGAGCCCAAUAUCGAAUACGCCUUCCAGGCACUGGCACUGGACGAGCAUCGCAGGGCAUACUCGCCUACCAUCUGGGAGAAGCCAGCCGGACAAGCACUCCCGAAAAAGCUCAAGCAGACGUGGUUUCCAGGUGUCCAUUCCGACGUUGGAGGCUCGUACCCAGAUACCGACCUGGCAAACCUCACCCUCUGCUGGAUGGUCUCGCAGUUAGAUCCAUUCAUUGACUUCGAGGCGAACUACGUCUGGAAGCAAGUCCGCCUCAGCAUCGAGAGCCACGAGAAGACCGUGGCGCGCCUCCGCAAAGACAACCCCAACGCGCAAAUGCCAUCCCGACGGCCCUGGGGCCUAGGCAAGAUCCACAACAGCAUGUCCUUCUUCUUCCGGCUCGGGGGCUCCAAGAUCCGCACUCCAGGCGAAUACACCGAAUCCGAGCGCGCCGACCAGCACGGCACGCUCUGGUGGAUGACGGACAAAAUCGCCACGCGCCUGCUCAGCCACCCGAAACCCAAGCCCCGCCUCGUCAACACCAACGAAUCCUUCCACUCGAGCGUGCGCAUCCGCAUGGGCAAGCGCGGCAAGGGCUACGACGACAAGGGCUUCUACGACUCGGACGCCCUGCAGGGCUGGGUCAUGUCCGGCGACAUGGCGGAUCCGGACACGCCGCACCAGCGCAGCCUGCCGGGGCCCGCGGGCGCCAUGAAGAACGUCGUCUGGCACAAGCGCGUCACGCGCAGGAAUGACAAGGGCGAGGAGGAGGAUAUCGAGACCCUCAACAUGCCAGAGGAUCCCAUGGGCGACUUUGAGCGCACCAUCCUCCAGCUGUGGCCCGAGAUCAGCGAGAGUUUCGACUGUAUCACGCCCGGUGGCCAUGGGCAGGAUAUCAAGAAGCGCGCGCUGACUUAUCCGCCCGCCGGGAACGCCGCCACGCCGCCGCCGCCGCCGGUGCCCGGAGUGCCGAUGCUCAAGGCUGAUGGGGUGCCGCCCUCGAGGCGGCGGAGCCUGGAUCCCAGACAGAGGGACAGGAAAAGCGUUGCCAGCGACGAUGCUAGUGCUAGUAGCCUGGCGAAGGAGGACGAGGAGGAUGUAGGUGGCGGGCAGCCGGAGCGGGCGGAGACUUAUUGA